AUGAAUGUCACAUGGGGUUUGCUGACGGUUUUGAGUCUGGUGUGCCACACUGAGUCGAGGUGCUCACCGACCUCUUAUUAUAAGAACUGCUGGAUUCGACGCUUUCCUGGGAUUUUCAUCAAUAUCGAGGAGUCUCAGCGGAGAGGAGCGCAGCUUCUCAAGUAUUACCAGGAGGAGACCGCGCUCAAAUGCAGCCGCACCUGUUGCCUCACGAGAAACUUUUCCUGCAAUCUGGCCAUAUUUCACUAUGAUACCACUCAAGAAAACGUGAACUGCUUCCACAUGCACUGUCCAACUCUGGAGAGCUGCAUUCUCAGCCACAGAGGCAACGUUGUUCUGUACAAUAUCACAAAGGGUGCGGAUCCUGACCUGUUGGUGUUUGGAAAGUAUUUCACCUCAAAUGUACGCGUGUUGCCCCACCACUACAGCCGAGGCAACGCCUCAGAGCCGCUGCCCUCAGAUAAACGCCAGUUCAUUCAUCCUCCUCCGCCUGCUGCACUGCCUCUAACUUCAGCACCCACAGUUAAACCCCCCACCACAGCGAGCACAGUGCUCACCACCUCCGGCCCUGCCACCGGUACCACUACGCAGCCGAGCACGAGUCAGCCUGCGACCGCUCCCACAACUGCAGCUGCCUCAUCUUCCCCUCCUGAGACUCCACUAGCUUCAGAGAACCAUGCACAAACAACCACCCCAAACACCUCCACCACUUCUCUUGCACCCAGCUUUACUACGCCUCCAUCCACCACAGCAACCCGCCUCAGCCUUUACAAUCCCAAGACCACUCCCAACGUUUCUACCACAAGUGCACAGCCCUCCACAUCGCCCAGCCAUCAUCACACCACCACCACCUUCUCUCAACUAGCCACCAGCCCUCCACCUUCCACAUCCAGCAUAGAGAGCAGUAAGCAAUACCCCAAUGUAACCAAGGGCAGCCUGGGGAGGAACCACACUGCGGGCAGUGAAGGCCAGGAGGGCGUCAGCGGAGAGGACACCUUUGGGGGUUUGGGACCCGGGUGGCAAGUAGCCACUCACACCACCUUGCUGGUUGCAGUGGCCAUCUUUAUCACGGUGCUGCUGAGCUGCUGCUGCUCCAUUCUGCUGGUCGUGAGCUGGAGGGGUCAGAGGAAGAGGAUGGGACGCUACCGGACAUCGUGGAGAGGGAAAACAGGCUCCAUGCGUCUGAUAAAGUAUGUGCUGGUCAGGGAAAGCUCUUGA
Messenger RNA from Cottoperca gobio, 1218 nucleotides. It is a transcript of the gene mansc4, whose product is annotated as MANSC domain containing 4. The coding region runs from base 1 to 1218 and encodes 405 amino acids. NCBI's taxonomy places the organism in Eukaryota, Metazoa, Chordata, Actinopteri, Perciformes, Bovichtidae. Gene Ontology annotation, cellular component: plasma membrane. The record is from RefSeq and is a predicted model, not a curated record. The transcript is spliced from 3 exons. Gene Ontology annotation, biological process: epidermis development; extracellular matrix organization; epithelium development. Gene Ontology annotation, molecular function: serine-type endopeptidase inhibitor activity.